This is a messenger RNA of Lactuca virosa, 936 nucleotides long. The record is from the annotation of a GenBank genome assembly. Lineage: Eukaryota; Viridiplantae; Streptophyta; Magnoliopsida; Asterales; Asteraceae.
AUGGCUUCCAUAGCUCUUUUCUUCCUACACCUUCUCUUUCUAUUGUCUAUUUUCCAACCCUCACUUGCAACUAGACGACUCACUGAGUUAGUCCAGAACUCGUCUCCCCUUUUGCAAUACCACAACGGUGCCCUCCUCACCGGCGACAUCUCCGUCAACCUCAUUUGGUACGGCAACUUCAAGCCCUCUCAGAAAGCCAUCAUCACCGAUUUCAUCACCUCCCUCUCCUCCGCCUCACUCAAAUCCCAGAUCCAACCUUCCGUCGCCACAUGGUGGAAGACAACAGACAAAUACUACUCAAAAACAAAGAAACCCUCCCUCCGACUUGGUAAACAAGUAUCCGACCCGGAUUGCUCACUCGGGAAAUCAUUAACAGACAAGCAUCUCCUCCAGUUAGCUGCAAACGGCGAACCAACGAACGCCGUGAACAUCGUGUUAACGGCAAAGGACGUGGCAGUUUCUCGUUUUUGCUCCGGUAGGUGUGGAACCCAUGGCCAUGGAUCAUCUUCCAUUGUAAAAGGUAAAAGCAACAAGUUUGCUUACAUCUGGGUUGGCAACUCGGAGACUCAGUGUCCUGGUCAAUGCGCGUGGCCAUUCCAUCAACCGAUCUACGGACCACAGGGUGCACCACUGAUCGCACCGAACAACGACGUGGGUGUAGAUGGAAUGGUUAUAAAUCUGGCUACUCUCUUGGCUGGAACUGCUACAAAUCCAUUUGGGAAUGGGUAUUAUCAGGGGGAUGCUGGUGCACCAUUAGAAGCUGCAUCUUCUUGUUCGGGGGUGUAUGCGAAAGGGGCCUAUCCAGGGUAUGCCGGAGAUUUGUUGGUGGAAUCGACGACGGGUGCAAGUUUCAAUGCACAUGGUACAAACGGAAGGAAGUAUUUGCUUCCUGCUUUAUUUGACCCUUCUACUUCUAAAUGUUCUACUUUGGUUUAA